Patella vulgata (common limpet) is the source of this 3111-nucleotide messenger RNA. RefSeq lists its product as uncharacterized. The record is from RefSeq and is a predicted model, not a curated record. The coding region runs from base 989 to 2080 and encodes 363 amino acids. Lineage: Eukaryota; Metazoa; Mollusca; Gastropoda; Patellidae. The transcript has 10 exons.
CACCACCAGGUAAUGUGUGGAGUUCGACUAUUUCUGUGUAUAAUUUAUUUCAUUAUGGUUGUUUGUGCUUUAUAUGGAUGCCCAGCACGCAAGGCCAAUAAUCGGGGGCUAUCAUUUCACUGCCUGCCAAAGAACAAUACAGAAUGGAAAAAUGAUCUUUUGAGGGUUAUUAAAGCAGACAGAGCAGAUAAACUCAACGAAAAAAACUUGGUCUUGGUGCUAUGCUCCAGACACUUCACGUCUGAUUGUUUCGAAGAGCAUGUGAGAAAGAAAACGGGUUUAGCCUAUCAUGUAUUGAAGCCAGGAAGUGUCCCUACCUUGAAUCUCCACGUUAAAAGUAUUGUCACAAAAAAGCUGGCUACUCGAAAGCCACCUAAAGAAAGAGCUGUACCGGAUGUUCUCAUUCAACCAGAACUUGAAAAUGAUUUAACCUUGAAGUUUAAAGACCUGCAGGUGUCUGAGUUACCUCCAGGGUGGCUUGUUUAUUCUUCUAAGGACAGCAGUUAUGAGUUUUAUAAAGUUGAAGGUAGUGCCAUCAACCUUCAUCUUAGUGUUUAUAGCGAUCUACAGUGUCACGUCCGCUACAUGAAUUUUCUAUUUCCAGAAAAACUUAAAGUAACAUCAGAUAUCUAUUCAUUUCUUCAAAGUGUAGAAAAUAUGACCUUGUGCCCUGGAAUUUCGUCUCCACAUUUAAAUACUGAUAUUGGUAGUACAUCCACUAAACAGUAUUUUCAACAUGUUAACCUGUGUAUGGUAACUCCACAUCAAAUUAGUUAUGCAAAAUGUGUUCGCUCCACAAACUGUAAAGGUUUUGUUGAAAACAGUAAAGACAUGUAUGUUUUUUGUAGACAGAUUAAGCGUGAAUUAACUGUAAAAAAUAACCUAUUGAAUAAGUCAAAAGAAAAGAAAACUUUAGCUGUGAAGACACCUUUACAGAAGGUCAGCAAAGGUUUGCUGUCUAAGGCUUUGAAGGACACCCGUAAAAAAAAUGAAGAAAUUAAAUAAACAACUUUUAACUAUACGCACACAACUCAGUACAGAAAAAGUAUCCAUUGAUUCUUCACAGCAUCAGUCUUUAUUUGAAAUCAUUAAAGAUAAUAUCAUUUCAGAUCCUUUUAUUAAAUUAUUCUGGGAAGAGCAGAAAAAAGCAUUUUCAAGGGCAAAGCGUGGACAUGUAUGGCAUCCUAUGAUGAUUCGUAUGGCAAUACUGCUUCAUUCACAAAGCCCAAGUGCGUAUAGAACCCUGCAAGAUAUAGGAAUACUAAAGCUCCCAGGUGAAUCGACACUUCAAGAUUAUACCAACUUUGUGAAGCCAUCUCCUGGAUUUCAUAUAGAGAUCUUAAAGGAAAUUAAAGAAGCUGCUGACAAACUGACAUCUAAUCAUCAGAAGUGGAUAAAUAUACUUUUUGACGAGAUGAGUAUAAAAUCUCAUCUCGUCUUUGACAGAGAAAAUGGAAAUGUUAUUGGUUUCAUUAAUAGGUCCACUAUUGGUGAUCUCUCCAGUAAUAUCGCAACCCACUGUCUUGUCUUAAUGGCUGUAGGAAUAACAAGUAGUCUUAAAUACAGUCUGGCAUGGUUCCCGACUAAAUCAACUAGUGCAAGUGAUCUGUAUACUAUAUUUUGGGAAGCUGUUGCCCAUCUCGAAACCUACUGCCAUCUUAAGGUUAUUUCUGCCAUGUGUGAUAAAGUUGUAUCAAAUAUGAAAUUCAUUGCCAUUCAUGGCAAAGAAGGAAUUACCUAUAAAACACCUAAUCUGUUUGCUAACGACACUCCAAGAGAUAUUUAUUUCAUAUCAGAUCCCCCACAUUUACUGAAAACAGUCAGAAACAACUUAUCCACCUCUGGAAGUAACAAAAACACAAGAUUCCUGUCUAAAAACGGAAAGAAUAUUCUGUGGAAACAUAUUGUUGAUGUUUAUAAUAAAGACAUACAGAAUGAGUUAAGUCGAGCAAGCAUAUUAACAUACAACCACAUUCAUUUAAAUUCAUAUUCUGUAAUGAAGGUGAAUUUAGCUGCUCAGGUAAUGAGUAUGUCAGUUGCUAAAAUUAUGGAGGAAUAUGGUGGAAAUGAAGCAAGUUAAACUGCUAAGUUUGUGUCUUUGGUUGAUAGAUUUUUUGAUUGUAUGAAUGUAAGGUCCUUAAAUGAGGGUUUAAGAAAACGUAAGCCUGAUUUAAUGCCUUACACAAGUUUGGAAGAUCCACGGUUUAAGUUCCUGUUAGAUGAUUUCCUUGGAUACUUAAAUGAAUGGAAAAAUAAAGUGGAGAGCAAAGAAGGCUUCAAUAAAUGAAAUGAAAUGAAAUGGAGUUUAACGUCCUACUGUUCUGCUCCUAACCUGGGCUAAUGAAGACGGGCAUACGCCAUACAGUGUGCUAUGAGGGAAAUUUUGAGGCUUCAAUAAAACUGAAAAAGCAAAGCAAAGAUGUUUCUAAGUCCCCAGACAUUCAAGGGUUUAGUUAUGACAACUCAUGCAGUGGUAGAGGCCACACAGUUUCUCUUGAGAAGUGGUGUGAGUUUUGUUUUAACAAAUAAAUUUUGCCAGGAUCUGGUUGAAGAGCAUUUUGGGCAUCAUAGGGCAUUGGGAAGACGGAAUGAAAAUCCUACUGUUUAUCAAUUUGGAUAUCAGGAAAAUAAACUAAGACAGCAGAGGAGUUUAACUUUAUUAUUAAAACCUAAUGGCAAUAUAACAAAGAAGAGAAAAGAGAAAUGUGUAGUUAUUGAUGACACUCCAUUAAAAAAAAAAAGAAAAGAAAAUUAACACCAGAUAAUUACUGCCCGAGUUAUAGUCCUCAAUCAGUACGAAAAGUCUUUUGGACGCUGUAGAGGUUAAAGUUAUUCUGAUUGACUUUUACCCAGUGUUGAUAACAAACUUGAUAGAAUUGAGAUAUUCUGAUACAUUUACAUAUUGAUUUAAUUUACAUUUUUACAGAGCUCUAAACUGCUCUGACCCAUAACUUACUGACUUGAAAUAGGCCAACUAUGAUUUGUGAAACAUCAUUACUGUGAAGGACUCUAGUAAUUUUUUAAGUCUUUUCUUAAACCCUUUGUGAAUUUUGAGACCUUGCCUUUUGAUUUUGCAGUGAACUGUUCCAACAUUCUUUUACAUUUGUGAUG